AUGUUCUUUAAGGUAUUUUGCUUGUUGGCUGUGGCGGUGGCCGUAGUCUCCGGCCAUGGAUACUCGUCGCAGUACAUCCACCGCCACGACGGCCACCACCAGCUUGUGCACCACGGACACCACCACGACUACUACACUCACCCCAAGUACGAGUUCGAGUACAAGGUGGAGGACUCGCACACCGGCGACCACAAGUCGCAGCACGAGCACCGCGACGGUGACGUCGUCAAGGGACACUACUCGCUGCACGAACCUGACGGCUCCGUCAGGGACGUGCACUACCAUGCUGAUCAUCACUCCGGUUUCCACGCGGACGUGAAGCACAGCGUACACCACAUCGUGCCUCACCAUCAUCAUCAUUACUAAAUCAAUCUAUUUAGUUAAACUGUUAUACUCUGUUGUAUAGAUAAGCAUUACUUUGGUAUUUGAUCUGUUAUACAUUCUAAUAAACACUAACGGUUAAAACAUUUACU
Trichoplusia ni (cabbage looper) is the source of this 473-nucleotide messenger RNA. Its product is annotated as cuticle protein 7-like. NCBI's taxonomy places the organism in Eukaryota, Metazoa, Arthropoda, Insecta, Lepidoptera, Noctuidae. The record is from RefSeq and is a predicted model, not a curated record. Bases 1 to 366 code for a protein of 121 amino acids. Gene Ontology annotation, cellular component: extracellular matrix. The transcript is spliced from 4 exons.